GUGAAAAUUUGUGAUCAGGUAGUACACAUCCGUAAUUUAUUUUACUAAAAAGCAGUUUUAACAGUCGAAAGUGUCCGUUAUGAACAACCGCAAAUGUGCAUUCGUUAAGUGCGGGAACUCGUAUCGAAAAGGGCGCCGAAAUAGAUUCACGUUUUUCAGCUUCCCCAAGGAUCCUGAAAUGCUGACAAAAUGGCUUGAUUUUUACAAUCAGCACAGCGCCCCCGAGGAAAUGAUAUUGCAUCCAAGCCAGGUGGAUCGAACCUGGAUGAGGAUCUGUCAGCAGCACUUCCGGCGCAGUCAGUUAUCGACGUCAUCAAACGGGAAACGAUUUCUGGUGAAAGAUGCCGUUCCCUGCUGCCCGCCAGGAGUUGUGGAUGCUUCUCCAAAACGAAAAAAGGCUACCCCACAAAAGUCGGCAUCCAAAGAAAAACUGGUAGAACCACCAAAGGUUUUGGUGACCUCUGCAAAGGAGAAGGAAGAUCAACAACAAGAAACACUUCCAACCAGAAAACGAAAAAGAGCCAGAGACUCGUUUGAGGAAACGCCUUCGCUGGUGGCCGAUGGCAAUCCCUUACUGCACAACAUUAACGGCUAUGUGGUAGAUCUUCGUAUAGCCGCCCAACACGACACAUUCCGCUUGCCGAACGGAAAGUUGAUUCAGGUGCGCCGGCAGCCCAAGAAAAAGGCUCCGACAGAAGUGUUAGAUUUAGAAACUCCGACUUCUCCCCCCAUCCAAGAGCAAACAUCAGCCGCUAAUUCUAGGGCCUCGCCAAUAAUUAUGCGAACUGGUCGAAAUGUGCCCUCCAAAACCUAUGUCAAUCGAAAAAGUUGUAGCAACGCAUCAUCAAGCGGUUUAAGUGACAAAAGACAAACCCAUAUGGCACCCAUCACAGCUUCAGCGCUUGAUCCUAAGCCUGAUUGGAACCCACCCAAUUUAAUUGUUCCUUCGCUUACCGCAUUACAGGAACUGAGACACAAGAAGAGGGGAAGUAAUCCUAUUCAUAAUUUUCAAAGGGUUUUCGAUAGCCGUCUGAUCGAAGCGGCUGAAAUUUCGCUGCACGUGAUUCCCAAAAUCAACAACUUACUUAAUUCCACUUCAUACAAACAGACCAAUAAAUUCCCUCACCUGAAAGACUUGUAUCAUACCGUUUCUUAUGUGAUAAAAUACGUCAAAGAUCGGUUCCAGCAGCUGGAAGAAAAAUGCAUAUCAGACAUCCGGCGGAUGGGAUACAACAAAAUCACAGAUUUGGGACCAAUCUUGAGCAACCGAAUAUCAGAUAAUCUUACGGAUCAUGCCGAAGAGUUUGUAGUCAGCAGCGAAAGCCUGCAAAAGGAAUCAAAUGGUUCAACACCAAAGAAAGGAAGCCUUCCGCCGGAUUCUGCCGACGACGAGGACGAGGAAGACGAUUGUGCAAUCGUAGAAGAGAAAACUGAUUUGAUUGAGCUGGAUUCAGAGGACGAAUCCGAUCAGGAGGAGAAGGAGGUGGAGGAGGAAAGCGAUGAAUCGGACGACAACGAGGGAAAGCCGGUGAAAAAGGAUGAUGUUUCGCGGAUCACGGCAGAAACGGCCAAAAUACCGGACAUCACUAUACAACCUCGUUUUCCUAGCGACAAGGGAAGUCCUUCUUCGCCAGAAAGUGAAACAGAAUCAUCAAACCCACAAAUGUCCACAAACAAAAGGCAGAACGCAGAGCAACGUCUUAAGUUCAUACCGCCGAGUAUUUCUCUUAAACCGGUCGACAAACAUCAACCAGCGCCAGUAUCCCAAGCGAAAGCGGUUCAGCCAGCUGUUUCGCUGGUAUCGAUUGCAACACGCGAGGAACAACCUCUCACAGUUGUUAAGGACAAAACCGCAGACCAAGCUCCAAUACCGCUGUUCAAACUGUCGAUGGCCCCUCAAAACAAGGCCUCGAAGUUGUCUUCAUCAAACAAAGUCGCAAAACAAACAGUAAACGACACGUCUCUUAAAAAGCCUCUACAAACGAGUGACAAAACCGACGUAUUCGACCUCAAAAAGGUACCUUCCGAAGGAUGCAAAACAACCAUCCCGCUCGAUACGACUGACGGCAAACGAGGAGGAGAGGUUGAGCUGGAAAUAAACCGUAUCGAUUCCGAUUCGGUUGCCCAGAUUAUGGAAGUUGUGGGAGGGUACUACCAGCACCACGAGCUUCCGGAUCCGGAACAGGGUGACGUAAUGCAGGCCGCCGUCAUCGAUGUGAAAGUAGAUGGCGAAAGCAGCGACGAAAGCCCCGACGAGGGACAACGGAAAGGACCACUCACAAUACAUUCGGUAGUGAUUGAGGAUGACGAUUCUCUGCAUGGCGGGGAAAAUGGUAACGAUAACACGAUCGAGGAUGAUGAGGAAACCGAAGAGCUGAUUGAAAUCAUCGAAGGGGACGUCGAUUUGGAUCAAAUCGACGAUUACAAAGUCGUUGAGGUAAUCGAUGGUGACUACUAUCUAUUGUGCACUGAAGACAGUUGAAAACUUCGCACCUCAGAUCCGGUCUAUGAAAUCUGUAAAAUAUAGGAUAGUCAGCUUAGAUUUUUGUAUAUUUUAAAAUAAGGUUAAAAAUUAUGGAAUAUUUUUUCAUAAAGCUUUUUUAAAUUCAAAUAUCCUAGCAAUAAGCAAAUAAAUACUUAAGUUAAAUUUGAAGAAGCGUUAAUAAAAAUUAAUAUAUUA
This is a messenger RNA of Uranotaenia lowii, 2680 nucleotides long. RefSeq lists its product as uncharacterized. Bases 80 to 2482 code for a protein of 800 amino acids. Lineage: Eukaryota; Metazoa; Arthropoda; Insecta; Diptera; Culicidae. The record is from RefSeq and is a predicted model, not a curated record. The transcript has 4 exons. Gene Ontology annotation, molecular function: sequence-specific DNA binding.